CAUAACGUGAUUGCUGGCCUGGGGAAAGUCUCGCCUUCUCCAGCUUCGAUGGUGCUUCGAUCUGGACCUCAUAUCCGCCCAAAGACGCACGACAUCUCGCAGUUACUCCACUCUGUUCAAUCGAAUGUGAACAGACAACGUGGACUGCUACCCACCAUGAGCUCGACAAAGUCCUCCCCCGCAUCUCUAUUCCAGGUGUACCUCCGCCUGCGGCCACCAAUGCCGCAGCAUUUGGAGGAGCACGCUGAACGAUGCUUGACAAUCGAGACUCCAGAGCCAAAGGUCACUGUUGAAGAUGACCAGGAGACGGCAGCCGCCUCUCCCACCCAUAUCACCCUGCAACCCCCAUCCGAUUCGCGAAAGCGUGCCGUUGAAAGGUUCGGCUUCACCAAGGUGUUCGAAGAGUCAGCGUCUCAGCUAGACGUCUUCCAUGGCACCGAGUUGGAGUCUCUGAUUAGGGGUGUAUUGGUUGAGGGUAGGGACAGCCUUAUUGCAACGUUGGGAGUAACAGGUAGCGGAAAGAGCCAUACAAUCCUGGGUUCGAGGUCGCAGCGAGGAAUUACCCAGAUGAGUCUUGACCUUAUCUUCAACUCCUUGGCCUCGACUAUCAGGCCACCCGACAAUUCCAUUAGCCCUCUUCUUCUGUCCACUGUGGCCGCGUCAGAUGCUUCCGAAGCCCAAAUGUUCACGGCGCAGACAUUCCUCGAGGCUGUGUAUGGCGACCCUGCCGAACGUGGAAGGAACUCAAGAGCCCAAACGCCGAUGAGUACUGGAAGAGCUACCCCUAUGACGGAACCGACACCUGCACUUAUAUUCCCCCGUCGCAAUAUGCCCCAACGUCCUAACGGCCUGCUUCGCUCGCCCGAUGUCAGUCACCUCACCAUGGAGCUCAACCCUAACUCCGAAUAUGUCGUCCUGGUGUCAAUGUACGAAGUUUAUAAUGAUCGCAUCUUUGAUCUGCUGUCACCUGCUAUAGUACCUGGCCAGGGAAGUACUAUGUCCCGUCAGGGAGGCAAUGCGCAGAAGGACCGACGCAGGGCAUUAUUUUUCAAGCCAACGGAAGGGUCCCCUGACCGGAAGGUUGUUGCGGGACUACGCAAGAUAGCAUGCAGCACCUACGAGGAGGCUCUGUCGGUGCUUGAAGUUGGCCUUACUGAGCGCAAGGUCACUGGAACCGGAGCCAACAGCGUCAGCUCUCGCAGUCAUGGUUUCUUCUGUUUGGAAGUCAAAAGAAGAAUGCGAAACAAGAGGACUGGCGAAGAAACUUGGAUAGGCAACACCCUCACGGUGGCAGAUCUUGCUGGCUCUGAGCGCGCGCGAACUGCUAAAACGGCUGGUUCGACCCUUGCAGAGGCCGGCAAGAUCAACGAGAGUUUGAUGUACCUUGGGCAAUGCCUUCAGAUGCAGAGUGACAUACAGGACGGAAAUAAGGCUGCCAUGGUUCCGUUCAGACAAUGCAAACUCACUGAACUGCUUUUCUCGAACUCCUUCCCGUCUUCCAACCAGGCUACUGGCCUCAACCGUCACCCACAGAAGGCUAUUAUGAUAGUCACUGCCGAUCCUAUGGGUGACUACAACGCGACUUCCCAAAUCCUGCGUUACUCGGCAUUGGCUCGUGAAGUUGCCGUACCUAGAGCUCCCUCAAUUGCCGAGUCUAUCUUGUCCAGCACGCUUGGAUCUCGUCACGGAUCCGCUAGUGGACGCAACACUCCCAGCAUGGGCACAAACGAAGAGCUUGAGAAGGCCCUGGCAGAGAUCGCAAGACUGACGGCAGAGAAUGAAUCUCUCUCAGUGAGACUUGCUGAAGAAGAGAUACUCAGGACCGAUUUCGAGCUGAGACUCAAGGCAAGCGAAGAACGAUGCAUCAUGAUCGAGCAAGAAGUGCGCGAAGAAUGUUGGAAUGAGAUGGACGAGCGAAUGGAAGAGGAGCGAAAGAGAUGGCAAAAUGCCUUGGAUCAACAAUCUGGUUUUAAUGACGAGCAUCUCGACAAGAAGAUUGAAAUCGUGUCCCGAGGAUUUCAAAUUCACGAAGACCCCCAACCCUCCUCAGACGAGCGGGUCGAAGAUCUCGAGUUCGAGAACGACCAGCUUCGCAGCAAGAUUGCAGCCCUGGAACGCGAGCUGAAUUGCCGCUCUCCUACCAAGAAGUCCCGGUCGAAGAAUACUCUGGAGACUUCUCGCAAUUCCAACAUCCUUGGACGCGAAAGUGACAUCGAGGUCGCUCUCAAGCGAAUGGACCAGCUGAAGCUUGCGGAUAGCAUGUUUUCUCCUGCUCCGCAGCCCACUGGUUCACCCGGCAAGAGGCAGAGAAAGAUGGCGACUCGGAAAUGGGACUUGGCUCCCGAGGAAGAUAUCUAAACUGUUGCCGAAAGAAUGCUGUCUUCUUGUAUACGUUUGGCAGGAUACCUCUCGUUGGACAUAAUUACUUGCUUGAUGGUGUAACGGUUGGGAAGGAUGUAUCAGGCGUUCCGGUGGAUUAUUUUGUUGAUACCAAUAUUCCCCUUUCUUGUUAUAAUAUUAAUAGUUCUCUAUGAUACAUGAAGCUUGUUGAGAAGUACCUCCUUGAACGCCUACCGUUCGUUGCACGCCAUGAAGUACAUGAGACCCUAACGCAUACUUCGAAAGUCAAAUGGUCAUAUCAAACAUGAGCACGAAUGAUUCGACACUCGCACGGUGGUUAACCAUCACUUAUGUUUCCAUUACUUCCGGUUCAGAACCAGCUUCGCUUUCCUGAUCUGUUCCGGGAAUCUCAGCCUGCUCAACGUCAUCCAUCUCGUCAUUAUCCUGCACACCUUCCAUUUCGGUGAUAUCGUUGCCAUCUUCAUCCUCUUCCGGAUCCC
Molecule: messenger RNA, 2840 nt
Organism: Aspergillus piperis CBS 112811
Lineage: Eukaryota; Fungi; Ascomycota; Eurotiomycetes; Eurotiales; Aspergillaceae
Product: kinesin family protein
Exons: 7
Coding region: 157-2358 (733 amino acids)
Biological process (GO): microtubule-based movement
Cellular component (GO): kinesin complex; microtubule; nucleus
Molecular function (GO): ATP hydrolysis activity; ATP binding; microtubule binding
Source: RefSeq, a predicted model, not a curated record